UCAAAAUCAAAGAAAAGUCGCCGCUUACCAUAUGCAACGCGCACGAAGCUUACCAAAACUACCCCACGACUAUUCCAAUUCCCACAUCCAUUGGGCACCAUCUUGAAGGGCAGAGAAGUCAAUCCAUUCACCAAAGUGGGCGGCGGUGGUGGUGGUGGGCUGCAGUUGUGCGAAGAAAGUCUAUAAAUCUCGACAUUGAAUCUGAGAAAGCGAGGAAGAAAGACAGAAAGAUGGGCGAUUGCAGGCCAUUAGGGUUCUUGCUGGGGCUGCCAUUUGCGUUGGUUGCGUUGGUUUUAUCUGUUGUUGGGGCCGUAAUUUGGAUCAUCGGAUCUGUGCUGAGUUGCCUCUGCCCAUGUUGCGUGUGCUGUGCGGGGCUUGCGAAUCUGGCGAUGGGGCUUAUCAAGCUGCCGGUGAAGGUGCUCCGAUGGUUCACUCACCAAAUACCCUGUUAGUUCUGCUUCGGAUUUCGUUUUGAUUAUUGAUAUUGAUUAUUACAUCCAUUUCUUUGUCUGCUUAGAUCUUAGUUAUGUUUGUAUUGUAUUCCACAUGUUAUUAGAACAGAGCUCUGUAUUUAUGGAAAAUUCAUCCUUUGAUUCUUUAAUUUUCGUUUUGUUGACC
Cucurbita moschata (crookneck pumpkin) is the source of this 618-nucleotide messenger RNA. RefSeq lists its product as uncharacterized. The coding region runs from base 231 to 452 and encodes 73 amino acids. NCBI's taxonomy places the organism in Eukaryota, Viridiplantae, Streptophyta, Magnoliopsida, Cucurbitales, Cucurbitaceae. The record is from RefSeq and is a predicted model, not a curated record. The transcript has 2 exons.